UCAGCGCGUUGGUAUGGCUGUAAUUCCUGUCACCGUCUAAGGUACAACGUCCUGGAGGUUUUGAGUCCUGUCAGGUGUGCCGUUCGAAUCUGUCUCCAGCUUAUCUUGAAACGCCUGAGCAUGUCGCGGUGGAAAACCCUGACGUGGCAUACUGUGAUAAGAGGAAGCUCGUGCCACUGGCGAACCCUCGUUAGUACGCAAGCAGGGCUCCCCCUCGUUUGUAGGCGAAGCUUCGCUAGUAGGCAAGGAAGCCUUCUCAGUACGCAAGCAUGUUUCUGCUUCGUUAAUCGACAAGCAGGGCUCUCCUUCUCUAGCCGACAAGCAGGCGGCGCCCUAACAUGCAUAAAUCGCGUUAGCUCGGCCAUUCCUAACAACACUGUACACGCCGGUAGCAGGAGAGGCUUAUCGCAUGCGAAAAUUGACGACAGAGCAGGAGUCGCACGAUCCGGCGAUGGCAACACGAGCGACGAUAGAUCACGGCAGGAGCGCGAGUCUUGGGAAUGGCAACAGCAGCAGCGCCGGUGGCAGAUGGAUGCAGAACUCGAAUCGACGGCGGGAGACGAGGAGAAUGAUAGGCGGCCUUCAAACCUCGGAGCUAUGAUUCCGCGAGGGGUUCCGUCGCUCAGCCAUGGCGUAAGGUCGGGUCGAAAGCGAGCAGUGCGGUUUGAUCCCGCAUCAGGCGGGUUGGAUAUCAGGGGAGGGGAGGAAUGCGGAGGUGACACUAACGAAGGUGAGAGAAGGGAAGUCUUAGCAGACGACGACACUGGGAUGAGGAGAGGGGGAGGGUGGAGACAGAAAAAUGGGAGGGGGGAUUCACCCCGUUCUUUUCCCCGUUUCGUUGCACAUUCCGCUGUCGCACAGGAGCGCAAUGGAAGGGGGGAGGGGAGCGAAGGAGCGAAGGGCGGAGGGGUGUCGGAACUGCAUGGGCAGAGGGGGGGAGGAUCGGAGCGGAGAGAGACUGCAGCAGUGAAGCGUGGGCUCAACGAGCCAGGAAGGCUCUCAAAGGACGCAGCACGUGAAUCAAGCAUCACAUUUCAGGCAGUUGCAGAGCAGGACGGGGAUGAGCAGGACGAGAGCGAGGCGUACAAGAUGGCGCGGGUCGAAGCUGUGCGGCUGCUGAGUCUCAAGCAAUUGUCCGAGGCUCAGCUGCGGCAGAAGCUGAAAUCCAACUUGACACAGCCAGAGAGGGCCCGGGGUUUGGCCAGAAGAGCGGGAACAAGACAGCCACGUGGCAGCAUGCCGGUGGAGCAGGCUGAUGCUGCCAUUGAUGCUGCCGUCACCUCCAUGAAGCAGCUGGGGUUUGUGAAUGACACGGAGUAUGCUGAAGCUUUUGCACGAGGAAGGUUCAACCGGCUAGCAUGGGGUCCAGCGCGACUCAGAAUGGAGCUGAAAAAGAGGGGGCUCAGCAGCAGAGAUACUAACGCAGCAAUGGAAAAUAUCUACAAGUCAAGCAGUGCAACUGAAGACGGCUUCAGUAACAGUGACGAUAUUGGUGACUUCGAAGAGCAUGACCCUUCAAACCAUGUCGGAUUUAGUAAGGAGGCAUGGCUUACAUUGACUGCACAAGCUUCAAGAGUGUGGAGUAGAGGUUCUGAUGUCCCCAUUGAGAAGCGAAAGCAACGGUUAGUGGGCUGGCUACAACGGCGGGGUUAUACCUGGGAGCAGACCUGGAAAGUUGUGAACUUCUUACAAAGAGAAACUUGAGUGACUCGUAUUUUCCAUUACAG
This is a messenger RNA of Closterium sp. NIES-67, 1727 nucleotides long. The record is from the annotation of a GenBank genome assembly. NCBI's taxonomy places the organism in Eukaryota, Viridiplantae, Streptophyta, Zygnematophyceae, Desmidiales, Closteriaceae.